This is a messenger RNA of Oppiella nova, 336 nucleotides long. The record is from the annotation of a GenBank genome assembly. NCBI's taxonomy places the organism in Eukaryota, Metazoa, Arthropoda, Arachnida, Sarcoptiformes, Oppiidae.
CAUGCUAACAGAUAUGGCAGAUAUAUUGUGCCAUUACUUUCCCUAAGCAUUGACUUUUACGUGAGAAUAUUCUUACAAAUCUAUACCUCUCCUCAUGAGGUGAAGAGGAGCGCCAGACAUUCGGAAAGUGAAUAUAACUUCAAUCCGACGGCACCUAAAGUAGACCGUAAAUGCGAGCACUGCGGCUCCACGUACCACAUGGGAGGUCCCAUUUGGUCGGAUCCCAUACAUUCAUCUCAAUUCAUUAGUCAAUUGCAGAAACAAUUAUCCGAUUUUAAUGAACAGGACUUUAAAACUCAUAAACGAAUGCAUGGAAUGCUUCAGGUUUUAAGCGAA